AUGACGUGGCCCACGGUCAAGUACAGGGUCCUUGAACUAUUUCAAGCGUCGCUGGCAGAAGGCUCGUUGCCAAGACAGUGGAGACACGCGAAGAUCAUACCGCUCAAAAAACCGAAUAAAGAAAAUUACACCAUUGCAAAAGCAUGGAGACCAAUCUCCCUCCUAGCGACACUGGGCAAGAUACUGGAGUCAGUGGUUGCAGAAAGGAUCUCACACGCGGUGGAGACCCACGGCUUGCUCCCGACCAGCCACUUUGGAGCCCGGAAACAGCGAUCCGCGGAGCAAGCACUCCUGCUCUUGCAAGAACAGAUCUACACGGCGUGGCGGGGCCGGCGGGUAUUGAGCCUGAUCAGCUUCGAUGUCAAAGGAGCCUACAACGGAGUGUGCAAAGAACGAUUACUCCAAAGGAUGAAAGCACGAGGCAUCCCGGAGGGUCUGCUCCGGUGGAUUGAAGCGUUCUGCUCGGAACGAACGGCGAACAUCCAGAUCAAUGGGCAAGUGUCGGAGGUCCAAAGUCUGCCACAGGCUGGGCUACCGCAGGGCUCGCCCCUGUCCCCGAUCCUAUUCCUCUUCUUCAACGCAGACCUCGUGCAAAGGCAGAUCGACAGCCAGGGAGGAGCAGUCGCUUUUGUGGAUGAUUUCACCGCAUGGGUGACCGGAUCAACCGCGCAGAGCAACCGGGAAGGAAUUGAAGCAAUUAUUAAUGGAGCUCUCGACUGGGAAAGGAGAAGCGGAGCGACCUUUGAAGCGGAAAAGACAGCUAUCAUACAUUUUGCGCCCAAGAUGCGUAAAUCGGACCAUGAGGCGUUUAUCAUCAAGGGACAAACGGUUGUGCCCGGAAACCACGUCAAGAUCCUGGGUGUCUUGAUGGACACGAGGCUUAAGUACAAGGAACAUAUCGCGAGGGCAGCGUCCAAGGGUCUUGAAGCGGCGAUGGAGCUUCGGCGACUCCGUGGCUUAUCUCCAGCAACCGCGCGGCAGCUGUUCACCUCGACGGUGGCACCGGUCGUGGACUACGCCUCCAAUGUCUGGAUGCACGCGUGUAAGGAUAAGGCCAUGGGGCCGAUCAAUCGGGUCCAAAGAGUUGGAGCACAAGCCAUUGUGGGGACAUUCCUCACCGUCGCGACCAGCGUAGCGGAGGCGGAGGCCCACAUUGCCACCGCACGACAACGAUUCUGGAGACGGGCCGUGAAGAUGUGGACGGACAUGCAUACCCUGCCUGAAACCAACCCCCUCCGCAGGGGUACAGACCGGAUCAGGAAGUUCAGAAGAUACCAUCGCUCGCCGCUGUACCGGGUAGCCGAUGCGCUGAAGCAUAUCGACAUGGAAACACUGGAAACAAUUAAUCCAUUUACGUUAGCUCCGUGGGAAGAACGCAUGCAACCCGAUAUGGACCAACCACAGGAUGUCCAGACCAGAGCAGGCCUGUAUAUGCAGAUCGCGGUCAGCAGCUCGGCUCGGAACGAGCUGGUCGGAUUCGGGGUGGCGAUCGAGAAACAACCACCUCGGUAUCGAAAACUGAGACUGAAGACCCUCUCCGUCACAUUGGGUGCAAGAGCAGAGCAAAAUCCGUUAUCUGCGGAGCUAGCAGCGAUGGCACAUGCAUUGAAGAUGGUAGUUGGAAUCAAAGACUACAGAAUUACGUUGCUCACAAGCAACAAGGCGGCGGCGCUCACGCUAAGGAACCCUCGGAGACAGUCUGGCCAGGAGCUGGUUUGUCAGAUAUACAAGUUGAUGAGAAGGUUGCGGAGGAAUGGAAACCGAAUCAAAAUCCACUGGAUCCGCACCAGCGAAGACAACAAGCUGUCAAGUCUGGCUAAAGAACAAGCCAGAACUGCAACACAAGAAGACGCUCUCCAACAGGAACGCGUCCCGAGGAUGAAGUCGACCACAUUGAAUAUCGCACGGUCCCAAGCAGUCCCCUGCAGUCAGCUACCAGAGAACAUAGGAAGACACGCAAAACGAGUAGAUGCCGCACUGCCAGGCAAACACACCCGGCUGUUAUAUGAUCGCCUGACGUGGAAAGAAGCGACCGUACUGGCCCAACUCCGAACCGGCAUGGCCAGACUCAAUGGAUACCUCAAUCAAAUUAAUGUAGCAGAGACCGAUCAAUGUGAUUGCGGACAAGCAAGAGAGACCCUGCAGCACUUCCUCUUCCGCUGUCGGAAGUGGACUGCACACCGGACGGAACUGUUACAAUGCACCCAGGCUCACCGAGGAAACAUAUCCUUCGCCUUGGGGGGAAAACAGCCUUCUGACGAUCAGAACUGGACGCCAAACCUAGAGGCAGUACGGGCCUCCAUACGUUUCGCCAUCGCAACGGGCCGCCUCGAGGCCACUUGA
This is a messenger RNA of Penicillium antarcticum, 2343 nucleotides long. RefSeq lists its product as uncharacterized. The coding region runs from base 1 to 2343 and encodes 780 amino acids. The transcript has a single exon. Lineage: Eukaryota; Fungi; Ascomycota; Eurotiomycetes; Eurotiales; Aspergillaceae. Gene Ontology annotation, molecular function: nucleic acid binding. The record is from RefSeq and is a predicted model, not a curated record.